AUGAAACCAAAAACAACAUCAUCAAAUAAUUUCGAUCGACCAAAGUUACUUUUAUUUAAGUUUCUUGCUCAUCAAAUUCAUCCAUUUGCUUAUGCUGUAAAUACAUUUCUUCAACCAGCACUUGAUGAUUGUCAAGCAUUAUUACAUGAUAAUCCACAAGAUACAUUUAAUAUUUUAUUAUCACUUACACAAACAUUUAUACGUUUUGCACCUGAUACAGAAUUAAUCUAUGAUGAUAUACAACAAUUUGCUAGUAAACUUAAAAAUAGUAUUGAUGAAUGUUUUAUAUGGCUUGAUCCAGAUACUAUUCAACAUUCAUCACAAUUACUUGAAUCAAUUCGUCAUAAUCUUUUAUUUAUAAUUAAAUAUGAAAAUAAGGAGAAUAAUAUUUAUACAAAUAUGUAUAAAAAUAUGUCAAAAUUAACAAAUCUUCAAAAAAUUAAUUCAUUACCAACUGAAAUACAAAUUAUAUCAGCAAAUAAUAAUUUAGAUACAACAGUUCCAAUUGAAAAAAUGAAUAAAAAACAUACUGAAAUUAAAAUUAAUGAACACUCAGAUUUACACGAAUCUAAUGAAUAUGAUAAUACUACUAUGAAACAAAUAAUAACAAAUUCAGUUCCAUUUUCAUCUGUUAUGUCUACAAGUCAAAAUGAGAAAUGUUCAACAUUUAUUUUACCAUUACAAACAAAUCAAUCAGAAUCAUCUUCUCUAAUAUCAUAUCCAUCAACACAAAAUAAUAUUGUUUCAUCAAUGGCAACAUCAGUUACAACAAAACUUAUGAAUCAAAUGAAGAAUCUAUCAGUUAAUUCAGUGCCUAUUUCAACAACUACUAAUCAAUCAUCAUCAAAAACAAUAUCAAAUGUAUCAUAUCUAAGUGAAUAUGAAAUAACAGAUCCAACAAUAUUAUCUAAGAAAAAAUCCAUAGGAACUAUAGCUUCUUAUCCACCACGUAAUAUUUCAAUAACAACAACAGAUGUUAACAAUCAAAAUUUUUCAUCAAAAUUAAAUAUAAUUAAUAAAGAUGAAAAAAUUCGUACCUACGAAUGUAAUACACCUAGUUCAAUACUUCUAAAUGAUGAUCUUCUUCGAUCUGGUACGACAUCAAAUACAUAUUCUAUUUUUGAUGAUGAAUGGGAUAAUGAAGCAACUCGUCAAUAUUAUCUAAAUCAAAUUUCUAUUGAUCCUGCUGUAGCUGGGGCUAAUUGGCAUCCUGUUAAAGAAUGUCUUUCUAUUGUUAUGGAACAAUCACAUAUAAAUUAUACAACAGGAAAUAGUCAUUCACAUAUAACUGAUCGAUAUAUACGAGAAUUUGAAAAUAAACAAAAUCGACCUAUUUUAUAUGGUGAUCUCUGUAUGACAUAUGGUACACCACAAAAUAGUCCACAUGCUACUUGUUUACCAAUUGGAGUUGCCUUGUCAUAUGAUGAAUUAACAUUACUUUCAUGUGAUGUUCAUCGUAAUUCACAAAAUGUUCGUUUAUUUGAUAUUGAAACUGGUCGAUUAAAACAUACGAUUGCUAGUAAUCAGCAAAUGAAAUUUCAUCGUCCAAGUGCUGUAAUGAGUAAUGUACGUAAUAAUAUCUUAAUUGUCGAACGAGAUUAUAUUUUUAUAACUGAACCUGAUGGUCGUUUGAUUCAAACAAUUGGUCAUCGUUCUAUUAAACAAUUAUAUGGUAUUGCUGUAUUUCAUGAUCGUUAUUUAUUAACAAUUGAUUCAAAAUCAAUUGAUAAUCAAACACCUGAAAAUAGUCGUUUAUUAUUAUUUGAUCCAAAUAAUGGUCAAUUAGUAUUUGAACAAUCUAUUAAUAUUAAUCGAGAAUCAGAAGAUAUUUUAAAACAACAAUCUAUUAAUCAUAUUCAAGGAAAAAUUUUAUCUGAAACAACAAGUAAACCACGUUUUCUUACUGCAUAUAAUGAUAAUAUUUAUAUAGCUGAUCUUGGUCGUAGUUUAAUCUAUGGAACAACUCUUCGAAAUGGAUGUGAAUAUCAAUAUACAACUAUAUUUGGUGGUCAAGGACGAGCAAAUGGUGAAAUGACAGAUCCAUCUGGUUUAUUUAUUGAUACUGGUGGAAAUAUUAUAAGUGCUGAUAGUAAAAAUGAUCGAAUUCAAAUAUUUACAUCGGAUGGUGAAUAUAAAACAACAUUAAAAUUAAAUGAACGUAUAAAACGUCCAUCAGGUAUAUGUACAAAUCGUCUUGGUACGAAAUUUUAUAUUUCAUGUUAUCUAGCUGGAUGUGUACGAGCAUUUAAUAUAACUUAUUAG
Messenger RNA from Rotaria sp. Silwood1, 2262 nucleotides. The record is from the annotation of a GenBank genome assembly. NCBI's taxonomy places the organism in Eukaryota, Metazoa, Rotifera, Eurotatoria, Philodinida, Philodinidae.